Messenger RNA from Syngnathoides biaculeatus (alligator pipefish), 3343 nucleotides. Its product is annotated as voltage-dependent L-type calcium channel subunit beta-3-like. Gene Ontology annotation, cellular component: voltage-gated calcium channel complex. Gene Ontology annotation, molecular function: protein binding; high voltage-gated calcium channel activity. Gene Ontology annotation, biological process: calcium ion transmembrane transport; chemical synaptic transmission; regulation of voltage-gated calcium channel activity. The coding region runs from base 1 to 1674 and encodes 557 amino acids. The record is from RefSeq and is a predicted model, not a curated record. NCBI's taxonomy places the organism in Eukaryota, Metazoa, Chordata, Actinopteri, Syngnathiformes, Syngnathidae. The transcript has 14 exons.
AUGUCCACUCCGCCCGUAGACCCGCUCUCGGCCGUGGAAAGCGGGCCCCAGUCGCACUAUUUCCAGCUGCCCAGAAAGUUGCCUAAACGCAAGAGCCGCUUCAAACGCUCGGAUGGCAGCACGUCUUCGGACACGACGUCGAGUUUCAUUAAACGGCAGGGGUCGGCUGAAUCCUACACCAGCAGACCAUCCGAUUCCGACCUGUCAGCGGAGGAGGACCGCGAGGCGUACCGGCGUGAGGCCGAGCGCCAGGCGCAACUUCAGCUCGACAGGGCUAAGUCCAAACCUGUAGCGUUUGCAGUCAAGACCAAUGUGAAUUAUUGUGGCGCUCUGGAUGAGGACUGCCCUGUACAAGGAGCUGCAGUCAACUUUGAUGCCAAAGACUUCCUGCACAUCAAAGAAAAGUUCAGCAACGACUGGUGGAUCGGCCGACUGGUCAAAGAGGGAGCCGACAUCGCCUUCAUCCCGAGCCCGCUGAGAUUGGAGGCGAUGAGACUCAAACAAGAGCAGAAACAGAGAAAAACGGGGGGCAACUCCUCGAGUUUAGGAGACAUGGUGACUGGGAGCUGGAGGACCACACCACCAUCUGCAGGUGAAUCUAAACAGAAGCAAAAACAGGAACACGUCCCUCCAUACGAUGUGGUGCCCUCCAUGAGGCCGGUGGUCCUCGUGGGACCGUCGCUCAAAGGUUAUGAGGUUACAGAUAUGAUGCAGAAAGCCCUUUUUGACUUCCUGAAACACAGAUUUGAAGGAAGAAUCUCAAUCACCCGUGUCACUGCCGACCUGUCUUUAGCCAAGAGAUCUGUCCUCAAUAAAAGACCCAUAAUGGAGAGGUCCAACACUCGCUCCAGUUUGGCGGAGGUUCAAAGCGAGAUCGAGAGGAUAUUUGAACUGGCCAAAACGCUGCAGUUGGUGGUUCUGGACGCGGACACCAUCAACCAUCCCGCGCAGCUCACCAAAACCUCCCUCGCACCCAUCGUUGUUUACGUAAAAGUCUCCUCGCCAAAGGUGCUCCAGAGGUUGAUCAAGUCCAGGGGGAAGUCUCAGAGCAAGCACCUGAACGUGCAGAUGAUGGCUGCAGACAAACUCGCUCAGUGCCCGCCUGAUUUGUUUGAUGUCAUUUUGGACGAAAACCAGCUGGAGGACGCUUGCGAGCAUUUGGCCGAGUACCUGGAGAUCUACUGGCGGGCCACUCAUCUCCCAGGCACUACCCCUCUCAAUCCUCUUUUAGAGCAGAGUCCGAUGAGCCCGCCAUCCGCCAACUCCAGCCUGCAGAACAAGAACCAGCCGCAGCCUGGGGAGGCAGCGGGUUCGGAGGCCGAGGCGCAGGAAGGGCAGGAGGAGGAAGACGAGGCGGGCGAAGAGACCCUGUCCCCCUUAGAGCAGGACAGUCUCAUGCCAUCAGACGAGGCUAGCGACUCCCUGUCUCAUGGCCAGAGGGGGAGUCCAUCCCAGAGGGAGGGAGAAGACGACGAGGAAGAGGACGAGUACGCCUCUCCGUGCCACGGCCGCACGUGCAGGGGUAUGUACCCCGCGCACCGGGGACACGGCGUCGGGCACAACGCCAACAGCCACGAGUCGCAGGACAGGCUGCUUCAGAGUGAAGCCCAGCAGGGUCACAACCACAGAAACAACCGCCAGCGCAGUCGCCCCUGGCCUCGAGACACCUACUGAGGAAUCCACAAGUGCAGGUCUAUUUUUAGAGCUUCAUUUUAUUUCCACCGAGGGGGACAUUUUGACAUCUUCUGGGCGAUUGUCAGAUUGUCAACAGGGCUACUCUGCGAUGGAAUGUCUCUUCAGGCAAACUUGUGCUGCUUUGCCUGCGUUUCUCUCUUGUAGUACGUCUCCAUAUACAGUAUACUGGCCUUAAAGCGAACCCCGUUUAGGUAUCUUUACUGUUGCAUGUGUGACUAGAGUAUCAUUAUUUUGAGGCGAUUUGCACAUUGAUGCCAGAACAGGGGCCGAAUGAUCUUUACGGCGAAUCCAACGUAGGAAUGUUUACUGUUGAAUCCACAGACGGGAGACACUAAUGCAUUUUCACAUGAUGUAAAUACGGAAUGGGCACGGAGUUGAGUCCCAUCGCUUCUUGAUUCGGUCGCUCGUUUCAGAUCCACGCCGCCGCCCGCGUUUUGUCGUCAACUUGGGAGACAACGAAUGGCGCGUCGCGAGAGCGGAGCUGCAGUACAUAUGUACAUACGACCCUUUCGCCGCCAGUGCAUCGCACAAUCACUUUGCAAACACCUCGAAAAAGCUGAAGGGCACAGAGAAUGUAAAACAAAAAAAAAAGGUGAAUGUCGGUGCCCAAAUUGCUUGUUUACGACACGCUGGGCAGCGGUGGCCUCCGAGAAUGUUCGUCUGCAUGCCUCUGCACCGCCCCCGUCAUCCGAUUGUAGCACAUUCUUUGAUUGUAGCAUCCCCCAGUUUUCACACCCGUCGUGCACCGCAGUUUCCCCACGGCCGACCCUCAGGUGUCCCUCGGCUCCACGUGACAAGCGCGCGGCGAAGGGCUCGCAGCUUGUAGCACCUUCCCGUGACACGACACGACGUCAUUGCAUUCUUACGCUGCGAGCAUCUCGCGGGGUUCGUACCGGCUGACUUAAGGAUUUACUUGUUUACUGCUUCUACGUCGCAUAUGUAUCUUGUGUUUGUGUGUAUAUUUUGAAGAGAGAAAAAAAAAAGCAUGAUUGAGAAAAAAAACAAAGACAAAAAAACUAUGCAAGUGCUGCAUGAAUUCUGAUUCUUUUGAAGUAUUUCAGUAAUGCAUCGUUUCUGGUUUUGCCCGUUCUAUUGCAUUGAUAGUCGUCUUUGUGGCGGCUUCCUUCUCCGCUUACCGCAGAAAGCGUUCCAGCUCACCCUCACAAGUUCAAGUUGAGCUCGGCACUCACUUGACGGCACUUUGAAAGUCCUUUGCUCGGAACGGUCUCCAGAUCAGAUUGAUGUCCUGCAUGUCUGAGCUCUCCAAUUAGCUAUUUUCAUUCUAUUUUUGCCAGAGUGGACCAACGAUUGGACGACUGAUGAAGCAGUUGAGGUAUAUUUCCAAUUUAUGAAGCACAAUUUUUACAAGGUUAUCAUUUCCUUUCCUACGUCUUAUUCUGUAUGCAAUACUAAGCCUAAAAUUGAAAAAAAAAAAUGAAACGCCUUACACCAUCUGGACUUCCUCUUCAGUAUGAGUACAAAAAAAAAAGGGGGGGGGGGAUUGCACUACUUUUUUGGGGAGAUGGUUGCUUUGUAAUGCAAUAACUGCACUAAAUCUGACAGUGUACCCGGCGCACGAUUGCGGCGUCCUAGCGUAACACAACAAGCCUCUUCCCGCUCCCGUUCACAAGGUGUACAAAGUGAGACA